CCCACUACGUUUGCGGUCGGCCAGAGAAGCUUGCCAUGUGGUCCAGCGCGACACAUCGACAGGCUCUUUCAUUCGAGUCUCGUCUGCCCCUCCCCCGCCACACAUCAUCACAGGUACCUGCGUGAUAGCAGGCCUAGCACGGUGAGACAUCUAGGUCGCUUGACCUGUACGCAUCAUCUGCAGUCCGAACAUCGCAGCCAUGGGCGAAGGAGAUAUCAGAAGGCCAAGCGCCGUCUAUGGCGCAUUUCCCUCAUGCUCGGCGAACGCCAUCGUCUCCCUUCCUCUGCACGCAAGACCUGGGAUCCAUCGACACACCAACGAUUAGUGACAGGCCAUACUGACCGUCGCUGCGAGACUUUCGAGCGAUUCUUCGGUAAAAUGCAGGCCCUCUGAUGGGAGUGUGAAUCCAGCUGACAUUGCAACUGGCCUAGGUAUCGUAGCCACCGGCAAUGGCAGAACCACUUCUACCCAAGAGCUACGGCACCAUGCCACGGUACCCAGCUCACGACAACUCCGUAUUCCCAUCUUCAUUACGAGGCAAGCGCAUUCUGCUCUGCACAGAAUCCUUUGGCCCCGUCAACGGCGUCAGCCGGACGACAUUGAUGCUUGUCGAACACCUGCGAUCCCACGGCGCACUCGUCGCCGUCGUGGCGCCACACAACCACACCCAGCACAACACCUUCUCUCCCGCAACAGAAGAUGACGGUCAGGUCGAAGUGCGCCUUCAGGGAUACCCGCUGCCCUUCAACCCUGAGCUCUCUGUCGUCUACCCCGUGCGAGUAUCGGCCCUCUUCGCGAGAACCUUUGGGUCGGACAGCCCGCCCGACCUGAUCUACCUCGCCUCGCCGGCGUCACUGGGCUUCCAGGUCAUGUUGCAGCUCCAACAACAGCCAAAAGAGAGACGGGUGCCGGUGAUCUGCAACUUUCAGACCGACCUGGCCGGGUACUGCGCCAUCCUCUUCCCUCAUCCGUUUAGCACCAUGGCCGUCUUCGCCUUCGCCAUGGUCCAGAGCUAUCUGUUCCAGCACGAAUCGAUCAAGACCAUCUUCUACCCCUCACGCUUCGUGCGCAAGUAUCUCGAGGCCCAGGGGGUCCAGAGCUCCAAGCUUGAGGUGCUCCGACGAGGCGUCAAAACAGAGGUGUUCCGACCAGAAAUGCGCAGCGAGGCGUUGAGGAAGCAGAUUGCGCCGAAUGGAGAGAUCAUUCUGAUAUGUGUAUCCAGGGUGGCGGGUGAGAAGGGGUUUGAUUUCCUCGCCAAGGCAGUAAAGGAACUCGAUGCAAGGGGCCUCCGUUUCAAGCUCUAUGUCGUGGGCGGGAACCGUAACACAGAAGUCGAAAGAGAGGUUCACGAGAUGUUUGACCCUCUAAGGGACCAAGGCAAAGUCAUAUUCGCCGGGUUCAAGAUCGGAGACGACCUGGCGGCGGCGUACGCAUCGGGCGACAUUUUCCUCCACUGCUCUGUCACCGAAACCUUUGGCUUGGUCGUCCUGGAGUCCAUGGCAAGCGGCGUUCCGGUAGUCGCUCGCGAUGAGGGCGGGCCAAGCGAUAUCAUCGACAAUGACCGCUCGGGAUACCUUGUACCACCCGACGACCUGGAUACAUUUGUCGACAAGGUCAUGUACCUCUCAAAAGACAGAGACUGUCGGGAGGCUAUGGCCGCGCAGGCUCGAGCGAUGGCGUGCGAGGCUACUUGGGAGAAGAUUAACAAUCAAGUCGCCUGGAGGAUGGUUGACACCAUUGAAGAGCGAGAGCGAGAAAAGGCCCAGAUUACCCAUCAGCGUUCGUCCAUCGCCAUGCAAGCCAGCCAGCUUGUACCAGUAUACAGCUGGCUGCUCAUGAACAACGCUAUGCGUGACGUUGUAGUGGGCAGAAUAGUAGAUGCCAAGCUUGUGGGCGGCUUCGGCGUCGUCAUGACUUUCUGGUUCUUUACAGGCAUGUAUCUGGCGUUUACUGAGGUGGCUCUAUGGGCCAAGGGCAAGUUGCCACGAUACUGGGGCCAGCGAGUGACGGAAUAAUGGCACGGAAUGGUUGGUUUGAUUUUCAUUCAAGGGCGCCGAUGCGAUACUCCCAGGAGCGAGACAGGUUCAUUGGUGUUUUGUGGCUUAGUAUUGGCGUUUGGCGAUGUCUUGGUAAUUUGGUAGUAUCUGCGACGGGGGCACUAGUAGCAAAUAUCUCCUUAGUCUUCCAUGGCGAUGUUUGAACUGUAAGCCUUAUCGUGUCAAUCCAGUAAUGAACCGUUGAUUUUGAGAUGAACCGAUAAUGCUUGCCGUGGUAGCCGAGUAUUCCACCACGGCCGCGUCAUUGAAGGCCCGUGAGCCACCGGGUUGACGAGUCUAUCGCCGGUGGUCCGUAGAAUACUCCUACCGAUACCGAAGAGAUAGCCCUUGUUCCCAAUGCCGCUCUCUCCUUAUUACAACGACUGUGAGCUAUCGUCAAGGGGGCCGGAAGGUGGGCGGGCGCGAUCAACCGUGCCUGGUCCGGCUGGGUCCCGAAACUGGUCGCACCAGGAGCGACCAGGAGAUGGAGGAGGCGUUUCGGGCUUCGGCCACGGUGUGGUUCUCGCGGUCGCGAUGGAACAUCGUCGCUUUUCCUCGGCGGCCAGGAACCGAAGCUCGAUGUGACCAGCCUCUACUUCGUGCUGUGGUAGCCUGUAGGUAUUCGUAGGUAAUGAUGCGGGAUUGCGUAGUGUGUGGUCUGGGCUUAUUGUACGGAUAGAGAUGUUGACAGAUCGCGGGGAUGUUUCUGAUAGAGGCGGCGAUCAAUCUUAUUCAACGGUUGACAUGUAUUGCUCUCCCACAAGCUCACCGCACCAGAUCUCCGUAUCCUAAGAUUGAGGAUGAGCCAGCUUCUCCCGGUAGAUGGGCCAUUGGGCAGGGCAUCGAGCGAAUAGGAUAAGUCUCAGGGGCGAUCAUUUUGAUGAGCAAUAGUAGGCCAGGGUUCAGACGAGAGGGAAGCCAAGCUUUUUGGUGACAGGAGGUUAAAAAUCGCAGGGGGGCAGCGACCAGAGGAUGAAACGUCGUUGUGAGGAGACUCCAGAGGAUGAGGGUCGAUGUAAUACUCUGUCGGAAGACCAAACUUGCGAGGUGUGGCUGGUGACAUCCACCUCUCCUAUCGUGGCUUGUGGCUAAGGAGUAAUGUGGCUUGCGCAUCAUUUUUGGCUGUGGCGCAGUAGGUACUUCG
Messenger RNA from Colletotrichum scovillei, 3180 nucleotides. Its product is annotated as glycosyl transferase group 1. NCBI's taxonomy places the organism in Eukaryota, Fungi, Ascomycota, Sordariomycetes, Glomerellales, Glomerellaceae. Gene Ontology annotation, molecular function: glycosyltransferase activity. The transcript has a single exon. The record is from RefSeq and is a predicted model, not a curated record. The coding region runs from base 450 to 2015 and encodes 521 amino acids.